Molecule: messenger RNA, 1437 nt
Organism: Anthostomella pinea
Lineage: Eukaryota; Fungi; Ascomycota; Sordariomycetes; Xylariales; Xylariaceae
Source: the annotation of a GenBank genome assembly
AUGGCAGAUCACGUCACGGAAAUCCAGGCCCAGGUCCUGGAGCUGGGCAAGAAGACGGCCAGUCUCGGCUCGUCCGUCUUCGACAACUACCAGACCUCCCUGACAACCCGCUACUGCAGCCGUGAGAUGUCUCAGCUGUUCAGUCAGCGCUCCCGCCACUCGACGUGGAGACAGCUCUGGCUCUAUCUCGCCGAGAGUGAGAAGGAGCUCGGCAUCGACACCAUCACCGACGAGGCCCUCGAUCAGAUGCGCUCUCACCUGACCCUGACCGACAACGACUUCGAGGUUGCCCGCGUCGAGGAGAAGAGGCGACGGCAUGAUGUCAUGGCCCACGUCCAUGCUUUCGGCGAGGUGGCCCCUGCUGCCGCCGGUAUCAUUCACUACGGCGCCACGAGCUGCUAUGUCACUGAUAACGCUGAGCUAAUACUCAUGCGGAACGCCCUGGACCUGCUGCUCCCAAAAUUGGCCAAAGUAAUAUCGAACCUGGCCAAGUUCGCCCUUGAAUGGAAGGCGACGCCUACUUUGGGCUACACCCACCUCCAGCCUGCCCAACUUCCUGGAAGUAGGGACUCGGCAAGGAGCUCUCUCAUUCGAGGACAGAUUACCAUCGGGAAACGGGCAGCCCAAUGGGCCCAGGACUUGCAGUUCGACUUGGAGAACAUUCAGCACGUCCGAGACGGACUGAAAUUUCGAGGCGCCCAGGGCACGACUGGCACCCAAGCCUCGUUCAUGGAGAUCUUCAAGAACGAUUCCUCCAAGUGUGACAAGCUCAACGAACUUCUCUGCAAGAAGGCUGGCUUCCCAGCUUGCUAUCCAGUAUCUACGCAGACAUACAGCAGGAAGGUCGAUUUACUCAUCGGCAAUGCCGUUGCGGGCCUGGGCCCUACGGCUCAAAAGAUAUGUGGCGACCUUCGCCAUCUGGCGUCUUGGAAAGAGAUCGAGGAACCAUUCGAGCGGACGCUUGAUGACAGCGCGAUACGUCGUAUUGAUAUCCCGGAGUCAUUCCUGCUUGCAGAUGCCAUCCUCCUCAGUCUCGACUCGGUCACCAGCGGAUUGGUAGUGUACCAGCCGGUGGCGCACGCACGAGUCAUGGCCGAACUCCCAUUCAUGGUGACAGAAAACAUCAUCAUGCGUAUGGUUAGCAAGGGAAAAUCCCGGCAGGAAGCUCACGAGCACAUUCGUGUUCUAGCUCACGAAGCUGGACAUGUCGUGAAGACGGAGGGCAAGCCGAACGACCUGAUUGCAAGAAUCCGGAAUACGGAGUUCUUUGCACCGGUCCACGACGAACUCGACGGCAUGAUGAACCCGGAAAUGUACAUCGGCCGCAGCGCCGAGAUUGUGGAGCGGUAUUGCGGUCCAGGCGGUGAGCUUCAAGAGCUGAUCAAGCCGUACAAGGCUCACAUCGAAGGGGCCGCCGUCGUCGAGCUCAACGUCUAG